AAAUACAAAUUUUGUACACGUUUCAGUUUUAAUUCACUACUAACUGUGUAACAUACUAUCAUAUAAAGUUGGAUUACUUGUUGAGUGCAUUUUCUUGUUGGAUUAAAAAAUAAUUUAAAAGGUUAAAAUGGAAGGCAAAACAGUACUCAUUACCGGCGCAAACAGCGGAAUUGGCAAGGAGACCGCAAGAGAAAUGGCCAGACAAGGAGCUCGUGUGAUUAUGGCCUGCCGUAACCAAGAAACUGCCAAUGCAGCUAGAGAGGAAAUCGUCAAAGAAACCGGCAACAACAAUGUAAUCAUCAAGAAAAUCGAUUUGGGUUCACAAAGAUCAGUUCGUGAAUUUGCAGCAGACAUCCUAAAAACAGAAAAUAAGCUUGAUGUGUUGAUCCACAACGCCGGUAUGGCUCUUGCAUUCCGUGGAGCCACCAGUGAAGAUGGUAUUGAGUUAACUAUGGCCACAAACCACUACGGACCAUUCCUUCUCACUCAUCUUCUAAUCGAUCUCCUGAAGCGUAGCACUCCGGCAAGGAUUGUUAUUGUUGCUUCAGAACUUUAUCGCUUAGCUUCCGUUAAUUUAAAUAAACUUAAUCCGAUUGGAACAUUCCCAGCUGCGUAUUUGUACUACGUAUCAAAAUAUGCAAAUAUUUACUUCGCACGCGAAUUGGCACAACGAUUGGAAGGCAGUGGAAUCACUGUGAACUUCCUCCAUCCUGGAAUGAUCGAUUCAGGAAUCUGGAGGAAUGUUCCUUUCCCAUUGAAUUAUCCAAUGUUGGCUGUUACGAAAUGCUUCUUUAAGACACCCAAACAAGGAGCAGAAACUACAAUUUACUUGGCUUCAUCGAAGGACGUCGAAGGCGUUUCAGGGAAAUAUUUUAUGGAUAAGAAGGAACAUGGCUUAUCUGCUGCCGCCAUGGAUAUGGAUAAGGCUAAGAAAAUAUGGGAAGAGUCAGCAAAAAUUGUUGGUUUAACAGCCAGUGACCCAAAGAUCUAGGGAGUUAAUUGUAAGUUUAUUAAAUUGUCAGUUUUAGGUUUUUUUAUAUGAAUAAAUAGGUGGGUAAAGAGAA
Messenger RNA from Hermetia illucens (black soldier fly), 1064 nucleotides. RefSeq names its product retinol dehydrogenase 14. Bases 128 to 991 code for a protein of 287 amino acids. The transcript has 3 exons. The record is from RefSeq and is a predicted model, not a curated record. NCBI's taxonomy places the organism in Eukaryota, Metazoa, Arthropoda, Insecta, Diptera, Stratiomyidae.